CAUUAUUCUGUGCGCGCGUGCCUCGCUCAAACUCACCAGCAAAACUUUCUUACGUCAAAUCAAUGGAUAUAACCUAACACGCCGCGCACUCGGUUUCUUAUGAAAUGUGAUUGUUAUUGUGUCUAAAUGGCGUCUCUAAUGUGCCCGUAGUAGUGACGUGCAGUGCUACAGUUUGCAGUGUUAAUGAUGUAAUUUUUUUUGUGUGCAGUGUUGUGUUUAAAAAGGAGCAAUGAGUAUCCAAAAGUGUUUUCUGGAUAACUCCAGCAGGAUGAUAAAGGCGAUGUCUACUGCAAAAUCGAGCUCCAGCGAAGUGAAAACGGGUGUCCAAAGUGGCCUCAGAAAGGUUGGCCUGGCGAUGCUGUCAAUGUCAAUGGCCCUCGAUGACAGAAAGAAAAAAACCACCCGCAGUUGGAUAGAGAGCACGUUUCAAAAGCGGGAGUGCAAAUACUUCGUGCCGAGCGCCAAGGACGAGCAUGUAUGCUGGUGCGGUCUCAGCAGAACAGCCCAUGGAGCCAAUAUCCCUGUGGCGACGCCGGGCGAGGCGUGGAUGCCAGCUCGGCAUACUCAGCCAGCGCCGACCGACGCUUAUGGCACUGUGGAGUUUCAGGGAGGACCGCAUCCUACCAAAGCACAGUACGUCCGCCUCGCCCACGACACUCGCUCCGAGCUGAUAGUCCAACUGCUGACGCGCGAAUGGGCCCUCGACCGCCCCAAGCUGCUCAUCACCAUCCAGGGCGGCAAGGCCAAUUUUGACCUUCAACCUAAACUGAAGAAGGUCCUCAGGAAAGGCCUGCUAAAAGCCGCAAAGACCACAGGAGCUUGGAUCUUUACGGGAGGCACUAAUACUGGUGUGACCCGGCAAGUGGGCGACGCACUACAACUGGAAAGGUCGCAACGGGCCGGCAGGGUUGUCAGUAUUGGCAUAGCUCCUUGGGGCAUUGUCGAAGGAGCAAACGAUCUAAUAGGGAGGGGCAGAGAUGUGCCUUAUCAUGCUAUGGCUUCACCGAGAUCGAAGCUGGCGGUUCUAAACAACCGACACGCGUACUUCCUAUUGGUGGACAACGGUUCGGUGGGUCGCUACGGUGCGGAAAUCGUACUCCGGCGAAAGUUGGAGAAAUACAUCGCGGCGCAAAAACUACAUCCUUACACGCAUUCCUCAACGCCAGUGGUCUGCCUCGUCAUAGAAGGCGGCACGAACACGGUCCGAGCGGUGCUUGAGUAUGUGACCGACACGCCGCCAGUGCCAGUUGUAGUCUGCGACGGCAGCGGACGGGCUGCUGACCUCAUAGCCUUCGUACACAAGUACGCGUCAGAAAGCGGCGAGCAGACGGUCCUGGAGUCCAUGCGGGACUAUCUCAUCGGCACCAUCCAGAAGACCUUCGAAGUCCAGCUCCAACAAGCUGAGUGCCUUUACAGCGAGCUGCUUCAGUGCACUAGGAAGAAGAACUUGAUCACCGUAUUCAGGAUCCAAGAGCGAGCCGAAGGGGGGGAAGUUCAAGAGCUGGACCAGGUCAUCUUAACAGCUCUGUUCCGAGCGCAACAUCUGUCACCAAGCGAGCAACUGUCUCUGGCACUAACAUGGAACAGAGUGGACAUCGCGCGGUCAGAGAUUUUCGUGUACGGACAGGAAUGGCCUCCAGGUGCCCUGGAUGAAGCCAUGAUGCAGGCCCUGGAGCACGACCGGAUCGACUUCGUGAAGCUGCUGCUGGAAAACGGCGUCUCCAUGCGCAAGUUCCUCACCAUCCCUCGGCUGGAAGAGCUGUAUAAUACUAAGAGCGGGCCUAGCAACACAUUACGGUACAUCUUGAGAGACGUGCGACCACAUCUUCCCAGGGGCUACGUGUACACUCUACACGAUAUAGGACUCGUCAUUAACAAGCUCAUGGGAGGUGCUUACAGGUGCUACUAUACCCGACGCAAGUUCCGUCCGAUCUACGCAAAAGUGAUGAACAAGAGCGUGAACGUGCACCGAAACAGCGCGUCGUUCACCCGCCACACCGCCGGAGGACUGUCGCUCAUCACCGGAUUUAUGCCCGUCACUACAGAGAUGGCGCUGUUCGACUACCCCUUCAACGAACUACUGAUGUGGGCAGUCCUCACAAAACGUCACCAGAUGGCGCUACUCAUGUGGACCCACGGAGAGGAGGCGCUAGCCAAGAGUCUUGUGGCCUGCAAGCUGUACAAGGCCAUGGCCCACGAAGCGGCUGAGGAUGACAUGGAAACGGAGGUUUAUGAAGAGCUCAGGCAUUAUGGCAAGGAGUUUGAGACCAAAGCUCUAGAGUUGUUAGACUACUGCUACCGCCAAGACGACGACCAGGCCCAGCAGCUCCUAACCUGUGAGCUCCAAAACUGGUCAGGACAGACCUGCUUAAGCCUCGCCGUGGCCGCCAACCACCGAGCCUUACUUGCCCAUCCCUGCUCACAAAUCAUACUAGCCGACCUAUGGAUGGGUGGGCUCAGAACAAGGAAAAACACCAGCCUUAAGGUGAUUCUGAGUCUGCUGUGCCCCCUGUACAUCCUCCAACUCGAGUUCAAGUCCAAGGAGGAACUCCAGCUGAUGCCGCAAACGGAGGAGGAGCAUCUGGAGAACGAGAGUAUGGAAGAUGAUCGGAGUACCAAGGACCCGAACGACGCUGAGGCAUUGAUUGGCUCAGGAGAAUGCGACACGCGGGUCGAUCAGAACGGAAAAGUGGGUAAAAUAGGGUGGGAACCGUCGUACCGGGAGCUGCCUGAGUACCACGCGCCGGAGGACAAAAGGAUGAGGCCGCUGCGGCUCAGGAAGAAGAUCUAUGAGUUCUUUACGGCGCCGAUCACCAAGUUUUGGGCUGAUUCGAUCGCCUACAUAUUGUUCCUAUUGAUGUUUACAUAUACAGUAUUAGUCAGGAUGAGCCAUACGCCGUCUUGGCCUGAGAUUUAUUCUAUAUGUUAUAUAAUAACGUUUUUAUGUGAGAAAGUAAGAGAAAUCGUUACGUCCGAACCUGUUGCUAUUAGACAUAAGUUCAGUGUGUGGGCAUGGAAUAUGUGGAACACGUACGACGCAGGCUUCAUCAUAUUCUUCCUGGUGGGUCUGACGCUCCGGCUGCGCGUGAGUUCCAUGGACGUCGGCCGCGUCAUCUAUUGCGUCGACAUCAUCUACUGGUACUUAAGGAUACUGAACAUAUUAGGCGUUAAUAAGUACUUAGGACCUUUAGUCACAAUGAUGGGUAAGAUGGUGAAAAACAUGAUAUACUUCGUGGUGCUAUUAUUGGUGGUGCUAAUGUCGUUUGGAGUCGCUCGGCAAGCGAUACUCUACCCUGAUAAGGAGGCCAGUUGGUACCUCAUCAGAGAAAUAUUCUUCCAACCGUACUUCAUGUUGUAUGGUGAGGUGUUCGCGCCGGAGAUCGAUCCCCCGUGCGGCUUGGGCCUCGACAUGGCCAAGUGCGUGACUGGCCGCUGGAUCACGCCCAUCGUUAUGACGAUCUAUCUUCUCGUCGCUAAUAUUUUGCUCAUCAACCUCCUUAUUGCCGUUUUUAACAAUAUAUUUAACGAAGUCAAUGAAGUCUCGCAUCAGGUAUGGAUGUUCCAAAGAUUCACGGUGGUGAUGGAAUAUGAACAAAAGCCAGUUCUGCCUCCGCCGCUAAUAAUUUUCUGUCACAUAUACGCGACGUGCAAGUGGGUGACGAGAAAUGUCUCACACCAAAGGUUUCAGUACGAUAAUGGAUUGAAACUUUUCUUAGAGAAAGAAGACAUGGAAAGGUUAUAUGAUUUCGAAGAAGAGUGUGUUGAAGGUUAUUUUAGGGAACAAGAAGUUAAAUUAUCAAAUUCUAUGGAAGAAAGAGUGAGAAACACAACUGAUAGGGUAGAAAACAUCACAACUAAAAUGGAAGACUUAAAUCAAAAAGCUAAUUGCCAAAUACAGUCAGUACAGAGCGUAGAGUUUAGGUUAAGAAAGUUAGAAGACGUAGCAGAACAGACGAUGAACCAUUUAGCCGUAAUACACCGGUUCAUGGCCACCCACCCGUCCCUCGUGAACCGAGGAUCCACGGACACGCUGGGACCACCGCCUCCGACCUUCCAAGCCGCUGGUGCAAGACUGAGAACUACUAGCGACAGAUCAGAGGUGCUGUCGGACAGCGACACGGGCCCCCCGCGCUUCGUCGUGCGCCCCGUGCAGGAGGAGGACGAGCGAUCGCAACCCUCCGAUGACGAGAUUCCCCACUCCGGGCCAGAAGCGCCGGGGAGGGAUAAGGACCACGAUGGAGACUCCGUUUCCUCGUCCUCGGGAGGCAGUGGUGCUGGGCCGGAGGUGACCGUCAUUAGACCGCAGCCGCCCACGCCGGCGCGACAGAGGAGCUCGGAAAGCAAUAGGACUGAACCUAGUGAAGACAAAAAAGUUCCAUCGAUAACUGAUGACGCGUUCUUGGAAGUGAACGAGCCACCAGCAGACCUCGCCAGCCUUCGGCCCAGAACCAACACAGCAGGCACCAGGAGAACAGCUAACACUAGACGGCGUUCGGAAGGCGGCAACGACUGCGGCAUGGGAGGGCACUACUCCACGCAGCACCUGGCUCCGAGGAGGCAGCACAGCCAGACGCAUUCGGAGCCGGACAACUCCGCUGUCGAUGCUAGCUCCCUUCACAACUCUGUCACUGGACGGAUUUGUACAGGUCAGCAGUCGGGCUGGGAAGCGACCGGAGGUGCCAACGGCAUGGGUUCAGGCCGGGCUCGUGUAGGAGGCGCGCCGAGAUCUCUUCUCCUGGCCAUGCACGAGUAUACCAGCAUCACAGACGAGCUGGAGACGGUGUAUGGACUGUUCUCUCCGCCGCAUACUCCAAGAACCCCCAUCACAUCUCGCCUGCUAUCGCCCGCGAGAGCCGCCUCGCCUUCCAUCCGCCGCCGCCAUGCCAGCGAAAUGUCCAACCCCGAGUUCGCACUCUUCAUGGAGAAGGAGCAUCUUCGCGGCGCCGAAGAAGAUGACUACAUUAUCAUGGAGAACCUCAUUCAGCGUCGCCUAGAAAUCGAGUCUGUGCUGCACAGAUACGAGGAGGAGGCUGAAGGGGAGGGGGAGGGGGAGGUGAGCGGGAUCAGCAUCAGUGUGUGCGUGAACAGCGGGGAGGAGCAGCCAGGGGUGCCGCCGCAGUCGACCACGCUGCUCACGGUCAAUGACCGGAGGCUGCCGCAUCAGAGACAUUCUCGGAGAAGAUCGUCAGCCAUUGACAGCAGGGAGCUGCCGAGCCCUCUGCAACCGCUUCUAGGCGACGAGGCUUGCGGAGAAGUGCUGCUGCCUGUACCGAGGCAACCUUCCGGUGACACCAACGCGUCGAGCGAUAUGUCGCUCUCGCACAUGGUAAGCGAGAACCUGCCGCCUCGCCCGUCCAUCGUGCUGGAUUCGUCACAGCUGCCCCGCCAGCGGUCCGCAGAGCAAACGCAGCCGCAGCCGCCGGGGCCCGCGCGGCCGGAGACCAUGUGCUAGAUGAUCGACGUCCAAACUUAACACACUAGUGCACCAAUCAACAGAAGAACCCCGCAACCAGAUUAUAAAAAGAUAUUGGAGAAAAUUGCGCAAAAGUAUUAAUCUAAUCAUAAUAAUAGAACACCAAAAAUUACUGUUAGUAUUAAAGUUACAUUUUUGAGAGGUUUUCCAUUUAGGGCCUUGUCGGAACCCCUUUUUCGGCGUUGAGCCAUUCGAUGUACUUACUCUUGACUGUCUGUCCCGUGUGAUCUAGCAUUAGACUGAAAAUAACACUAUUCUAAAUCAAGCCAUAUCCUUUGUAAACUUCACUAAUUGUUAGCACGUUUAAAAUAGCUCGCUGUACAUUUGCUAAGCUCCUGAUUUGAAGCCAUGCAGGCAAGCACGGUCGCGUGAACGAUGUAACAUCAGGCCGUCCUUUUCGCACUAUUUGUAAGUGCGAUGACGCAUCGAUGCGAUACAGUUUAUCCAACUAGUGUGCUACGCCCGCUGAUUGGUCCAAACUUCACUUUUAUUCGUCGUUCAAAAUCUGCCCGCAAUGAAUUCUGCGCGCAGGUUUCGAAAACUAGAUAAGAACGUUAUAAUAUUCGAUUUUCUCUGCGGUAGUGAUGUGAAGUGAAGUGCUACGCUCGACAUCUAAAAAGCAGGCAAGUUAUUUUAAAAUAGUGGCGUAACUAGUAAAGCCUAGGCUUGGGCUAAAGUAGCCCUUUCAGGGGCCUUCUUUAAGACGAUACUCUUUUGGUAUCACAUUGUUAAUACACUUCGAGAAAAAAACAGCCUCCAAUAUGAAACUCCAUCUGCGCCUCGGUUAUACGCUACGCUACGUCACUAUUUCAAAAUGGCGCCUUAAAAUUUUGGAGCCCUGCGUUACAAGCAAUCAUUUCCUAGAUUAAUAAUAGUUACUUAAACAUAAACUUAGUGUACAGAUGGUACAGGCGACGUAGCGAAAAGUGAGUGAAAGAUAUUCGACAAUACAUUCGUACAUACAUGUUACCUAACGAACUUGGAACUGAGAGUAGCCUAGUACAUAGUGUAGGUAAAGAGUCCGGGGCAAUGGGAUUAUAUUUGUAUUUAUUUUUGACUGCGGCAACGCUGGAAUUGAUCCUGCCAAUAUAUAGCUUAUUUGAAUAUUUGCACGGGCUAUUUGGCCAAUAUGUUGGUAAGUGUCAAACUAAAUUGGGAUCCACUCGUUUUGAUUUGUCAAUUAAAAUUAUACUUCCAUAAUCUGAAAAUUAAAUGCUGAUUCCAUUUUUUAUCAAGCAUAUUUUAUAAUCU
Molecule: messenger RNA, 6724 nt
Organism: Leguminivora glycinivorella
Lineage: Eukaryota; Metazoa; Arthropoda; Insecta; Lepidoptera; Tortricidae
Gene: Trpm
Product: transient receptor potential cation channel trpm
Biological process (GO): protein tetramerization; monoatomic cation transmembrane transport
Cellular component (GO): membrane
Molecular function (GO): monoatomic cation channel activity
Source: RefSeq, a predicted model, not a curated record